GUUGGCACUCAUUUAUGCAUUCGCUUUGUCUUCGAUUUUUCAGAAUCGUCUUCGAUUUUCAAACUGUUCGCGGAUCUCACAUAACAGUGGCUUCUUCUGGUUUUGCAGUGUUAUUCGCCGGUUGUCAAACACGUAAACCACGGGGACGAACGAAGACAAUCAGCAAUUCGAUAUUUAACUAUCUUCACAGUCAUCACGUUCACGACACCAGCACAUGCAGGUCCUCGACCCCGAUGGUGACAGCGACCCCGGGGACGAUUCGGACUUCAGACCCACCGGUUUUCCGGCCGCCCGCGAGCGCAGCAGCGGAGCAGACGGCGACGAGAAUUUGUAUCAUGUGAAACUAAAAAUUUUUCACACAGGAGGUGGUGGUACAACAACAUUUUCCGGUUCCUAUGCGGUGCAACCGAAACCACCCGGACAGCAGCUCGUCCAGCAGGACCAAGAGCCGUUGUUCCAGCGCAUCGAGAUUUUGGAGGUCGCCGUGAGUAGCUACGAGGACCUGGCGGAGUUUGUGCGGACGCACCUGCAGGACUGGCACUGCGAGUGGCAGAUGCUGUCGGGCGCCAACGUUCCCUUCACCGAGGACCUGCUGUACUCCCGGCUCUCCAGCCGCCGGCUUCCCGUCUUGGUGUUCGUGCGCAAGGUAUCCUGUGCAAAAGUAUCGUACUCGUACUGAUUGCAAAUAUGCAUGACAAAUCUCCUUCCUAGUAAGGUAAAACAGCAUUACAAAUUCCACUUUUCUUCUUGCCAAAAUUUGUGAUGCAAGUUAUACUAGUACGAUACUUUUGCAAUGCAUACGAGGCCGCGAGCCUGUACCAGCGGGAAUUGCAGGAGGUGGUGGCGCGCGCGGAAACCAAGCUGCUGGAAAAGCUGCAGGACGACCAGGAGGGGCGGGAAUUUUACCUGAAAACCAUGGAGGCGCGGGUGCAGGAGGCCGAGAGGGGCGUGGCGGACCUGAGCGACCUGUUCACGCUCCCGCCGCGGUCGCCGUCCGCGAAAAGUGUGUGGUUCGUGGUGUCCGCGGAGCUAUUGAUUCUGCUGGUGUUUGCGGUCUGGGUGGUGAAACUGUCCGUCGCGCGCCUGGACAAGGACGAGAUGAGCGUGCGCCACUGGGUAUCAAAUGCAAAAAUGUCUGGGUCUGGAAGGAUGCGAACUUGUGAUGCGUGUUGCGGAUCAUACAGAAAUCUGUGUUGCAUGACUUGCAAAAGCAGGUCCCCAUUUCUAGCCAUGCCGAGGGGGCAUUUUUCAUGCAGAAUAGGCAUCACCAAGGGGCUGCAGAACCUGUGAUGCUAGGCCCUGCAUUCGAGACUUGGCGGAGCUUGGAAAAACUGCAUGACAAAUCUCAGAAUCUUCCAGACCCAGACAUUUUUGCAUUUGAUACUGGGGGCAGCGGCUGAACCGGUCGCUGAACGAGCUGGAGGUACUACGGAUUGCAAAUAUGUCUGGGUCUGGAAGAAUACAAACCUGUGAUGCGCAUUUCAGAACACAGAAAAAUCUCUCAUGCAUAGGUAGCAAAAGCUGCCCAAAUUCUGUCACCAAAAUGGGGGAUUUGUCAUGCGGAUUCGGCAUUGCGGAAGCUUCUCGAAGCCUGUGAUGCUAGAGCUUCCAUGCCAGACUUUCUGUGUCAUGCAAAAACAGCAUGACUCUUCCAGACCCAGACAUUUUUGCAAUCCAUAGGUGCAGAGUGCGAACAACUUCACCCUGGCUUUUGGCUUGCUCGAAACGGACAACCGAACCCUCUCGCGCACGGUGAACACGCUGAACGUGACGACGACUGCGUUGAACAUCUCGGAGACGCAGGUCGCGCAGUUGGGGACCGCGCUGAACACGAGCCACGCGAACGCAACCCGUCUUGCCGUCGCGGAAAGGUUUUGGAAGCAGGAUAGUCUGGCAGCGCGAACGGAAUUGAAUGCAACAAGUGCCGAGGUGUCCUCGCUGCAGAUCCGGCUUCGGGCGUCGGAGGCCGAGAUUCUGCGGCUGCAAAGCGCCCUGCAAACCGCGCAGGCGGGGGAAAGCGCGCUGGGAAGCAGGCUGAAUGUCUCCUACAGUGAGCUGAACAACACCCGAGCGGCCCGGUCCGAUUUGCAGCGUGCGCUCGCGGACUCGCAGGGCUUGAUCGCGCAGCUGCGGGGGAAGGAGGGCCAGGAGCAAGCUAAAGUUGCAAAUUUGACACAGGAACUGCAGCGACGGGAGACGGCGGAUGAAGGCAUCCGCAGCAAGCUGGCAGCGACGGAGAAGGCGUUGCAGGACACAACAGGCAAGUUGGGCAAUAUGACACAUCUGAAGGACGUCCUGCAGUACCAGCUGAGUUUGCUGACAAGAGACCUCCGAGACACGAAGUCGCAGCUAGGGAAGGAGGUCGCAAGAGACCGUACCUUGGAAGGGCAGGUCGCGACGCUACAGAGCGAACUCGAUGCAAGUCGGAGCCAAAAUGCCGAUUUGAUUGCGGAAGUUGCGGCCGAAAACCGAACGCUGCAAGGCGAAGAAGCUGUGUUGCGGCAAAGAAAUACGUCGAUCGCAACGACGGAGAAAGAACUGCAAUCCGCACAGCAAGCGAACGCCGGCCUUAGGCGCAGUCUGAAUGUCAAAAAGCAACAGCUCGCAAACGCAACCGAAAAAGUCGCGCAGGAAAGGGCUGACGCGGAAGAGUCCGAGAACUCACUGGAAUUGUCUCGAACCAAGCUGGGUCUGGCGGAGAACGAAAUUAGCACUUUGCAAGCCACUCUGCUAUCGUCGCAGAAGAACGCGACUCGUUUGCAAACCGCAGUCAACGCCGAGGAGGUCCAGGACCGCAAACACCUGAAUGCGUUGAGCACUACGCAAGCCUCACUUGCCUCCUCUCGCGCAGAAAUUUCCAGCCUAAACGGCGCAUUGGCCUCCGCAAACGGGAACGCGACCGCGGUAGCGAGGGAAGAGCAGGCUGAUCAGACGACAAUCAGCGAUCUCCGGGCCAGACUCUCCGCCGACGUCGGGAAUGCGGCCGCAUUGCGGACGCAGUUACACGACAGUCGAACCCGGUCGCAACAGCAGAUCCAAGCCUUGCAGGCCAAACUUGCGCAGUGUGAGAAGCAGAAAUCCUCGACAAUUAUUCCGCCGACGCCUUUGACUAGUACGUCUUCAACGACGACGAGCACAACAACACUACCAUUCCCGCUCCUCGGUCUUCCGCCAAAAGAAAAGAUUCCCUCAGCCGAACAAAUAAAUGGGCUCUCGAAAAGUAGAACAGCAUCCGUAGUCGAGGAAAUGCUCGAGCUCUUUCGCUCGCCCACUGUCUUCUUGGGUCCCGAAGCUAGAUGGAGCAGCAUAUUGCGCGGCCAAAGUGGAGGAGAUGCCUAUGACGACCGCGUUAGCAAAACAAGAGGCAGCUGGAUUGGCGGAGAUGAACCAGAUGCCCAUGGCCAACAGCUUGCUCCGUUGAAGUAG
This is a messenger RNA of Amoebophrya sp. A120, 3426 nucleotides long. NCBI's taxonomy places the organism in Eukaryota, Dinophyceae, Syndiniales, Amoebophryaceae. The record is from the annotation of a GenBank genome assembly.